Messenger RNA from Phycodurus eques (leafy seadragon), 1199 nucleotides. RefSeq names its product non-histone chromosomal protein HMG-14A-like. The transcript is spliced from 6 exons. Gene Ontology annotation, molecular function: nucleosomal DNA binding. Gene Ontology annotation, biological process: chromatin organization. The coding region runs from base 115 to 402 and encodes 95 amino acids. The record is from RefSeq and is a predicted model, not a curated record. NCBI's taxonomy places the organism in Eukaryota, Metazoa, Chordata, Actinopteri, Syngnathiformes, Syngnathidae. Gene Ontology annotation, cellular component: chromatin; nucleus.
UCGGUUUCUGUGUGUUUACUACACUGCUGAGCAGAGGGGAGACACUCGUCUUCACAUGUACUCAAACUGAACUGUUUCUAGUUGUGUUUGCGUGAAAACCCCCGAGAGAUCAACAUGCCCAGGAGAAAGAGAACAGAACCAGAAGAGAAGGAGGAGCCCAAGAGGAGAUCAGCCCGGUUAUUAGAGAUGCCAGCCACAUCUAAGGUGGAAACAAAGGUUAAGAAGCCAGCAAAGAAAGAGAAGGCUGUGAAUGACAAGAAGGAGGACAAGAAGACCAAGAAGACAAAGGAGAACGCCGAUGCGGAGGCCAAUGAAGAAAACCACUCUGAGAACGGAGAGGCCAAGACCAACGAGGUAGAGGAAGCCCCAGAAGAGGCCAAGGAGGAGGCCAAGUCAGAUUAGCACCACUGCCCCAGCGUUCCUCCUCUACAGCCCUUCCCCUUGAAUCUCCCCUCUCAAGUCUCUCACAUGGUUUCCCUCCAAGGCGUAUUGUUAACAGAGGAAUAUUUUUAUCAAUGAUUUUAUAAGUAUCCGUACAGAUUUUUAGCACAAAAAGCAAAGCUGAUUAGGGAGCACCUUGCAGAUUUGCAGUGGUCAUAUCAAGUGUCUGCAAGCAAGAACAAAAACACACUAAAAUCUUUUUUAAACGGCAUUUCGUGAUUGUUGAAGCCUUGUUUGGUGUAGAAAGGGUCCCCUGCCGGAUUGACUCUGUCGUGACUUGUGUAUUCCUGUGUUUUUCUUCCCUCCACCUCCUCUGCAGAUUAGACCCUCCUCCCCGCAGUUCAGCCUCCUAUCCAUGUUUUAUUAACGGUUCAGCCAUGUCGUCGUGGCUGUUUCUUUUAGAUUUUUUAAUGUGCAGUGAGUUCCCUUUUACUUGUCUCAUGAUUUUUUUUUCCUCAUUGAAAAUGUGUUUAAAAAAUAAUAAUUAAACGCGAUGCCCAUAAGAAAGAGGAAGACGAACAUACGAAACAUUCCUGGAACAGUGAUGCCUCCGACCUGUGUCCGAGACGACCCGGCGUUAUGAGAAAGAUGAAAAAUACAGCUCCUGCUCCAUCCACGCUAUCAUGUCGGCUUUUUUAAAACCGUUGUUUUUUAAAAUAAUUUGAAUUUGGAAAUCUCUCGCAAACGCAGGUGUCUGGUCCCUCUCUUAUGUUCUGAAAUUCUCUUAAUAAAAACAAGUCCUGGGAAUUUUCCUCAAA